CCAGUUUCUUCUUCAUUUCUUUUCAGUACUCUAUCUCAGUCUCAGUUGGUAACAUCACUUGGAGACAUGCAUUCGUCCGCGCUUCUUCUAAUCGUCGUGGCCGCCAGCAUCGCCGAGGGGCGUGGCCUCCCCGCCGCCGGCACUCCGGCGGCGCAGUUCUGGGAGGAGGCCCUCCCGGGAACCCUGAUGCCAAGGGUCAUCGCGGAACUCGUCCAGAAAGGCAUUGACAGCUCGCCACUCAAGGAGCGCUACGCUGCCCCCCACUUCUCCGCCUGCGGCAAGCCGUCGUCGAGCGAGGAGGCCGAAGCGGCGACGGGGAUCUUCUUCCACGAGGCACAAGCGCGUGAGGGCAGCGUCAUGACGGUGUCCCUCCCGCCCGCCGCGGUGCCGGCAUUCCUCCCGCGCGACGUCGCCGAGAAGGUCCCCUUCGCCAACCUCACUGACGUCCUCGCCACGUUCAACAUCGCACAGGGAUCCACCGAGGCGACAAAGGCGGGACAGACCCUGUGCGGGUGCCGGGCGGCGCCGCUCGCCGGUGAGCAGAAGGCCUGCGCCACGUCCCUGGAGGGCACCGUGCGGGCCGCCACGCGCAUGCUGGGAACCACCGCCAGCGGCCGAGUUUGGGUGGCCGCGUCGGAGGUGCCCCGGGACGGCCUGCCGCGACAAGCGUACGUAGUCAGUGCGGUUGCAGCGCUCGACGGCGACCGUCACGUGGGUUGCCACGACGAGCCAUUCCCCUACGCCGUCUUCCAUUGCCACACGGCACAAUCAUCGACCAGGGCGUAUGAGAUCACGCUCAGCAGCCUCCGUGGAAGGGGCCCGGCGGUCGCCAUGGUGGCGCUGUGCCACCGUGACACCUCCAACUGGAACCCGGCCCACCCGGCCUUCGAGAUGCUGGGCACCCAGCCCGGCGGCGCGCCGGUGUGCCACUUCAUGCCGUACGCCAACCUGGUGUUCAGCGUGAAGGCCUAGCUAGCUACCUACGAGCAAUCCACGGCAUGCCAUCUAGUAUUUGGAUAGCAUGCUACACGUACAGUCUUUGUUCACACACGCUUGGAAUUAAG
This is a messenger RNA of Phragmites australis (common reed), 1064 nucleotides long. Its product is annotated as protein RAFTIN 1A-like. Lineage: Eukaryota; Viridiplantae; Streptophyta; Magnoliopsida; Poales; Poaceae. The coding region runs from base 67 to 972 and encodes 301 amino acids. The transcript is spliced from 3 exons. The record is from RefSeq and is a predicted model, not a curated record.